ACAUUGUAUGAGUGUGUGUUGUCUGUAUCUCAGGCAACUGGUCAGAGGGCUAGCAAUAGAGUGGGUGUAGAAUGUUGCUAGGCAAUAUAGCCACAAGUAUGUGUGUACCAUUAUGGUCUAACCAUAAUCAAUACUUUGAUCCUAUGAAUAUUGUUGUGCAUGCAUCACCUGACCUGUCACUGUGCAUGAGAGCUGUGAGUCUAUAGCUGCUUUUGCCAAGCUUUAAGCUUUCUUUCUACUACUAAACACUUUUAUAAAGUUUUGUGUCAAUGGCUGAGAGGCCGAGUGCUGCUCAAGAAGCUCUCUCCAAAGUGGAGGACCAGCUGUCAUGCCUAGUCUGUCUGGAGCCCUACACCAACCCUCGACUGCUUUCCUGUUUCCACGUCUACUGUCAACAUUGUCUCGAUGAUAUAGUUGCCCACAAUCGACAAGGCCAGCUGGAAUGCCCCAAGUGUCGCCGGCCCACCCCCCUACCCCCCAUUGGUGUGAGUGGCCUCCAGGCUGCCUUCAAUGUACACCAUCUCUUUGACAUCCAGGAAACACUCAAGAAGGUGAAAGAGCCUCAGAAAUUGGCCUGUGAGAAAUGUUCUGUUACCAAUCGUAAAGCCACCAGCUUUUGCCGACAAUGCACUAAGUUCAUCUGCGAGAAGUGUACCGAUAUGCACAAAGAAUGGGACGAGCUCAAAGAUCACGAACUUGUUAGUAUCGAAAAAGUUGAGGGGGAUUUGAUUCGUCUUGUUUCUUCGAAUAAGGUGACCCCUCGCUGCCCUAAACACAACAAAAGCCUCAAGCUGUACUGUGAACCUUGUGGAGAACUGAUCUGUACCCACUGCAUUGUACAAAUACACAAAGACCACAAGUACUGUGUGAUUGCCGACACCUUUGAAAGCCACAAGAAAGAGAUCCUGGACUCCCUGGGACCCGUUAAGAAACAGCUAGAGGCCACCAACACAGCUCUCGUCAAUCUAGAUGGACGACAUGCCGAAAUUGUUGAACAAGGAGGAAAAAUUGCGACCAAUAUCCACUCGAAAUUCGAUGAAAUCCAUCAAGCUCUGUAUGCUCGUGAGGGGGAGCUUAUGGCCGAGUUGGAAGGCCACACACAACAACAGCUCAAGAGCCUCUCUGCUCAGCGAGAGGAGGUGGAGAUCCUCCAAACCCAACGUAACAGCUGCCUGCAUUUCGUGAGAGAGAGCAUUCGUACCGGGUCUUCAGGAGACGUGCUCAAGAUGAAGCAAGGUGUGGUGAAGCAAGUGAGAGAGCUGGUGGACACCUUUGACCCCAACACCCUAGAGCCUCGUGAGACAACCAACACCUGUUUUGCAUACUCUACUCAAAUUGUUGAAGCUUGUCAGGAUUCAGUUCACAUCUGUACUAGUAAAGAAGUGACUAACUAUUGUGCAUUGAAAGUGGUGCCCUCAAGACGAAUGAAGACAACCCAACCUCUUCCUGUUGCCAUUCUGAAUGCAAUAGAUUCCAAACAACGAAUUGUUGGCUUGGAUUUGUUGAACAUUGAAGCCAAACUUGUCUCUAAGCUGACGAACGAAACCACAAAAUGUGUUGUGAAAGAACGAGGGAAGGGAGAGUACGAGAUCUCCUACCAGCCGACAGUGGGCGGGGCCAGCGAGCUGAUCGUGAGAGUGGGUGGAGAGGAGGUGGCAGGAUGUCCAUUCCCUGUGUCAGUCAAGACUCCGAUCGAUAAACUAGGAACUGUUAUCAAAACUAUCAAUGAUCUCAAUAAACCUUGUGGAGUGGCACUCAACCAAGCUGGGGAGAUAAUUGUGGCUGAAGCCGAUGCUGGUAUUAUUUCGAUGUGUAGCCCCACAGGACACAAGCUGCGAACAUUAGACACUCGAGUCACAGCUGUUGGGAAAUGUGUGGGAGUGGACCGUGAUGACAACAUUCUGGUGGUGGAUAGUGGUAAUUAUCGACUGUUGAAGUUCUCACGUAGAGGAGACCUGAUAGCAGCAGUUGGUAGUCAUGGCGAUGGUCCUGGACAGUUUAACUAUCUGAUUAGUGUUUAUGUCAACAGUAUCAAUGGGAAGGUGUAUGUGGCUGAUUUUGGUUCUAACUGUGUACACAUCUUAAACUCUGACCUCACCUUCUCCAGCAAGUUCGGCAGUGAAGGCAGUGGUAAUGGACAGUUUUGCUCUCCCUGGGUCAUUGCAUCCGAUCGUAGUGAUUGUGUGUAUGUGGUUGAUUAUUCGAAUUGUCGAGUGCAAGUCUUCACACCCGAUGGUGGCUAUCUGAGGCAGUUUGGGAAGACAGGCAGUGGAAAUGGAGAACUUAGCUUCCCUGCCAGCAUCUGUGUGGACAGUGAUGAUCUGGUGUAUGUGGGGGAGAAUGGGAACAAUCGUGUCUCAGUGCUCACAUGUGAGGGAGUGUUUCUCAAGUCGUUUGGAUCAGAGGGAUCUGGACCAGGACAGUUCAACAAGCCUUAUGGCAUAGCAGUAGACCAGUGUGGUGUGGUGUAUGUGUGUGAUCAUGGUAACAAUAGAGUGCAAAUAUUUUCGUAAAUUUUGUUGUGAGUUAUUUUACGUAACGUUGCUAAUGAAUAUUGAAAAUUGAAAUUAGUGAAUCUUUGCCCGUGCUGUCCCUGUGUACGUGUGUACUUAGUCUCUCCUGUUAUAGUCGUAUACCUUUAGUAUCGUACCUCACCCCACCCCCCCUCCGCUGCAGGGUCUCCAUGGUGACAUGGUGCUGGUGGUGGGCGUCAACACUGGUACGGCCAAAGUCAAGGUCCGUCUGAGGGACAGGGGGUGGAGCCUGAUAUCAUCAAGCUACUAAUUGAGAACAUGAUGCUACAACCCUCCAUGGAUGAGUGCAUGGAUCUGCCACUGUCCUUUGUUAAGUAUCUGGUGGAGAGAUGGGAGGUCAGACGUCAUCACCAUGACAUCGGAAGUAUACGACAGUAGGGAGACUCCACCCACAUAGGUCAAAGGUCACUGGACUGGAACUUCAAUGGUCGUUUUGAUUGUCCAAUCAGAAUGCUCUACCCACCCCCCAGACCUCCUCACUACAACACAAGGACUCAGAUAGCAACGCUAGUGUGUGUGAGACUGCAUGGGAGGUGUGUCUGGUGCAGCUGUUCUCACGACCUCCUCCAACCAGUACCUGCCCUCCGUACUCUCCAGGGAGAACCUAUCUCAUCAGCCUAGUGCAUGGACAAAGAUGAUGUGUACAGUUUUAGAGUGCUUGCUUUGUGAAGUGGUGAAUGCCAGAUUUCCUGAAGCUGCUGUAUUUCUUGUUCUGCUAUCGAGUAUGGAAGGUGUAUGGCGGGAGCUCAUCACACCCUGUGUCUCUCACUCCCCUCAGGACAGACCCUCCAUGGACACUGUGCUACACCACAUCAAACAAUUGGACUCUGAGUCUUAGCAUUGGUGCAUGAGCGUGUUAUUAUUAAUUUGUGUAAAGUAUGUUAUUUUGCAAACAAAGUGGGGGAGGGGCUGAUCGAUAGCUACAAACUACAUUUACAUGAACUAACUAUCUCUCCUAUACUCAAGAUGAAGGCAGCCACACGGUCCUCAUACUCGUCUGCUCUCUUCAUAUAAAGCCAGCUCACUGGGGAAGCUGAACGUACCGUGGUUUGACUUCCCUAUAAUAUGUCCCCUCCAACAUUUUAGUCAUUGACAAGGUCAACUUAAUUCACUCUGAGCUCCCCUCAAGGGGUUGUUUCUCUUGGUCAGUGUAUACCUACUGUGUGUGUGUAGGGGAGGGGGGAUACUGGUGC
Molecule: messenger RNA, 3727 nt
Organism: Halichondria panicea
Lineage: Eukaryota; Metazoa; Porifera; Demospongiae; Suberitida; Halichondriidae
Product: tripartite motif-containing protein 2-like
Exons: 4
Coding region: 270-2513 (747 amino acids)
Biological process (GO): protein monoubiquitination
Molecular function (GO): ubiquitin protein ligase activity; zinc ion binding; protein binding
Source: RefSeq, a predicted model, not a curated record